AUGGACGCGGCUUUCGUCUCGGAUUACUCUGUAGGCACCGGCAGCUCUGAGAUGGCGGAUAAGCUCUCCUCUGCUUUCGCGGAGGUGGCUGCUUCUGCUGAAGCAUCUGUAUCAGCAGGCCCGCAUAUCACGUACAUGUGGAUUGUCAAGGGCUGUAAUUAUGGAUGCUUGCGCCAGAAGACUCUCGUGGAGGAUGCCUAUCCUGUCCCUUCCCGCCCGUGUAUGGUUGUAUGGGAUGAUCUCGCCAAUCUUGCUCGCUAUAAGCUCGCAGAUGCCGUGUUCUACCAUCUCUCUGCCUCCUCUUCACUCACCGGUAGCAGGUCGCUAACUGCUGACACAGAUUACUCUCCUCAGCAGGAGAGGCCCUCGUUAGAGCACUCUAGGGCAUACGGCGCUACGAUCGAACGUGGGGAGCGUCCUCUCCUUGACGCCGGGGCACAGCUCCAAUCCCUCAUUUCCUCGGAUCCAUUGCCGGAAACUCGAACCGUCGUCGAGCUCCUGGUAAAGCCUCUUAUCGCUGAUGUGAAAGGGACUGACAGCCUACCCUCUGAGGGUGAAUAUGUGGGGGCCGUCCUCGCCGCUGAACUGGCUUAUUCCCACGGGCAGAAGAUCAUUGAGUUGUGGGAUCUUGCUAUUGUGAUGUGGGAGUGCGGCGCAAUUUGGACAGUUGGAGUGGCAGGUCUUUGCUACACUCACACCGGAAACUCCAACUAUGGCCGGGCUCGCGAAGACUUGCCUGACAUAACCUGGAGUUAA
Penicillium canescens is the source of this 756-nucleotide messenger RNA. RefSeq lists its product as uncharacterized. The record is from RefSeq and is a predicted model, not a curated record. The transcript is spliced from 3 exons. The coding region runs from base 1 to 756 and encodes 251 amino acids. NCBI's taxonomy places the organism in Eukaryota, Fungi, Ascomycota, Eurotiomycetes, Eurotiales, Aspergillaceae.